UCCAGCAAAGCCCACUGCCUCCUUCCUCCUCACCCUCAAGUGGCAGAGGCCAGGAUGGCAACACACGGCCACCCCCAGGCCUCAUUGCGCUCCUCCCACAGGCCACCCGCCCACUGCGGCGCCCCGGCCCGGCAGUGCCAGCAGCAGGUCGGCACCGCCAGCGCCACGCUUCUCGGGGGCCCUGGUGUUCCAUGGGGUACCAAUCCAAAGGGUUCGGCUCAACUGGGUACGCGACGGCCUCUCGGGCGCCUCCUGCAAGCAGGGACUCGCCCGGCGCGCCCCACGCCUCAUGGACGCCGGCGCCUGCACGUUUCGGCGCCUCUGCGGGCCCAGGAAGCCAGAGGGGUCACCUGGAGGCCUGGCCCCGCCUCUCCUGCACCCCUCCGUUUGACAACAUAUCCACCGCCGUUUUUCCUUUCAAAAUACCCGGACCAAUCGAUUAGCCGUCGCCGGACUCGGACUGCAGGAAGUGAUUGAUCGGCUGUUUGGUUUAUUGAUUCAUUAACUACGGUGCCUCCCUGACCUUCUGCUCCUCGCCAGCGCACAAGCUCACAAUCCACACCCUCCUGAGAGAACCUGCUCUCGCCAUCCGCAGGUCUCCCUGGCCCAAUAGUGGGGAUAUACCUGAGUUGAGCUAGAGGAUUUUAUCCCUGUUGGGAUGGGGGACGUCUCGGGAAGUGUGGUUUCUAAACUAAAAGACUGCAGGAAGUGUCAACUUUAGUGACUGUCAUUGCCAUUCACGAAUGUUUGAUUAGUUUAUAUUCCCUUCGUAGUGCACCCUUCACCGUUUCUUCUCAGACACCAGCGGGUUUCUUCUCAGACACCAGCGGGUUCCCUCUUUCUCUUGAACUAUAAUAAUACCCUACACAUGUGCGUAGAACAUGAUACGUUUCAAAGUGUACUCUUCACAAUUUAUUACUUGGUGCUCCCGGGUGCCUGUUGGAAGUCAGAUGGACUGAGGUGAGGAAGUUGCCACACAGGCUGGCCGUUUCGAUAGCGGUAAUGUGCAUUUACUGAGUAGCUACUAAGUGCUAGAUGUGCUUCCUGGGCACUUUAUAGACAUUGGUCUCCACUAUAUUUUUGCUAGGGGUGUUAUCCCAAUUUUUCAAAGAGAAAAUAGGGCAAAGAUAGUUCUCACAGUGGUAGAACCAGAAUCCCCAUCCAUAAGGUCUCACUGAAGACCUUAUGAAAUCAGACCACACCUGACUGCCUUGGGCUCAGGGUAGCUGUGAUGGAGCUCUGAGUAGACCACAGUCACCGAGACACUACUAGUUCUUGUAUCAUCCUUGACAAAAUUGAAAUCUGAGGUUGGUUUGCUAUCUCCCAACAUGCUGCAGGACAUGUACUCCCCUGAACUGCAUCCCUUUCAUUUCAAGUCCCUGCCCUCACUUUAGGGUCACACCAGUCUUCCUUGUGGUACCAUUUAACACUCAAUUGUUUUCCCAAUAAGGGUCUGCAUGUCCCACACCCGAGGCCCUACUGCUCAGAAAAUAUUCGUGUUCUGAGGGAAGCUGAGUGCAUCAUUUACUCAGUGAUGAGAAGCCCUGGCUACCAGGCACUUCAGGCAGCUCCUAGGGCUGCCUGUGUGUUUGAACUUGAGCUCUUCAUGUGCCAUUUCAACAUGUCUUAUCCAUUUCUGUAUAGACUAUAUAUAGUAAUAAUAGGACGCAGCACUCUGAUACUAAUUUUUAAAUUAUCAUAAUCUAACAUGUUACAGAAAUAUCAAAAAGAUAAUGGCACUGGAGUACUAGAUACUUAGGUACUUAAGAAAUAGCCUUUAAUCCCAAGGCCUUACUUAAAACUUAAGUUUAAACACAAUCUCUGAUGUGAUGAGUGGAAAUAAUUCUUUUGUGUUAAAACAUACAGACAAAACAAAGCUAUAUGGCCAAAAUAAUAACCGUUAUUGUAUCUUGUGGAACAAAAAAGGGCAUGGUGAUUGCUCUGUUCCUCAGGGAAACACAUUGAAUGUCUUGUUUUCAGACACCACAUCUGAUGCAUAUACAGAUGUAUGAUUGGAGUAGAUUAUUUCUAAUGCCCCUUAAGCUCUACUACUCAGAUUCUUUCCUUCUCCAGAGUAAUGGUAAUGGAUUUUAAGCUGUGAAAAAACAGUUAAGUACUGCCUUCACCCGCUAAGUAAAGGCCUAUUCUAGGCUACUUACCUUGCACCCAUUAUGAGGUGUAAAACCAAAAAUGUUGUGAAAUCAAAUUUCAUUGAAGUCUCAUGUAACUUUA
Messenger RNA from Pan troglodytes (chimpanzee), 2232 nucleotides. RefSeq lists its product as uncharacterized. Lineage: Eukaryota; Metazoa; Chordata; Mammalia; Primates; Hominidae. The transcript is spliced from 2 exons. The record is from RefSeq and is a predicted model, not a curated record. Bases 55 to 477 code for a protein of 140 amino acids.